Molecule: messenger RNA, 1305 nt
Organism: Dibothriocephalus latus
Lineage: Eukaryota; Metazoa; Platyhelminthes; Cestoda; Diphyllobothriidea; Diphyllobothriidae
Source: the annotation of a GenBank genome assembly
AUGUUUCGUCGAAAUUGUGACGGCGCUGGAUUGUUCGACACAAAUGGCAUUGCCCUGAAGGAUGUCCCGCUAAAAGAGAUAUCUGUUCAUGCCGAGGUGCACAACCUGGUUGCUAAUGUUACUUGUAAACUCGUCUACAAAAAUGACUCCAAGGAUUUGGUUGAGACACGAUUCGUCUUUCCGAUUGACGCGGACGCCGCUAUUUACCAUUUCGAGGCAGAGAUUGGUAAAACGCGUAUUGUGGCAAAGUGUCGAGAACGGCUUGAGAUGACAUUGCAAAGUGAUUUCAAGUUUGACCACGAUCUGGAAAUAGAAAUCGUGUUUUCCGAUCCGACCAAAUUGAUGGUCACAUACGAGGAAGGUGAUUCAAAGGUUGGAAGCGGAAUUCUCGCCCUCGACUGUCUGACUGUGAACUUCUUGCCAAUGUUUAAGGAGGACACAGACGCACGCAAUGAGGUCGUUUUUCUCAUUGAUCGCUCCGGAAGCAUGAAUGGGAAGAAUAUAUUACAGGCGAAAGAGUCUCUUCUUCUGUUCCUCAAGUCGUUGCCAACGGAUUGUCGUUUUCAGAUAGUCGGCUUCGGAAGCACCUUCUCCGCACUGUUUAAUGAACCAAGAGACUACACCGAGGAGUCCAUGGAAACGGCUCUGGAAUACCAAAAGAACCUGACCGCGAACAUGGGUGGCACAGAAGUUUUGGGAGCUCUGGAAAGCAUUUAUGCCAAGGAGAUCACGGGCUCUGGUUGGCACAGGAAGAUCAUCUUUCUUACAGAUGGCGAUAUUACCAACCAACCACAGGUCAUUUCACUCGUGCGACGCAAUGUGAAGACUACGCGACUCUUUGCAAUCGGUCUCGGAGAUGGCGCUAGCACAUCCCUUAUUACAGGCGUGGCAAGAGCCGGCGGUGGAAAGUCUGCAUUCGUGCGGAAUAAAGAACGUCUUCAGCCUGUUGUUCUGCAAAUACUGCAACUGGCCCUGCAAUCGUUGGCAACUGACGUUGAAUUGACUUGGUCAAUUACCGGAGACGCUAAAGGGGAUGCCAUUCCUGCCGAGGUGUCGCGCCAGGAGGAGUUUGGCGAGCCCAGUCUCCCCUUUCACCGACAGGCAGCAAAGGUGCAGAUUCUGGAGCUGGCUGACAAGCAUGCAUCGCUUGUUGAGACACUGAAAGACAAGGAACAGGAGAAGACGGAGGUCGCGCGCGUCCAGAAACAAAUAGUCGCAUUGUCAACCAGUGCCAACGUCAUUUCAAAAUUCACCGCAUUCGUUGGUGUGGAUCCAGAGAAGUUAGGUGAGUUCCGUUUCCUGUAG